AUGCCGAAAGUAAAGAGAAGUCGUCGCAAACCUCCGCCAGAUGGCUGGGAUCUCAUCGAACCGACACUCGAUGAGUUUGAUUUGAAGAUGAGAGAAGGCGAAGCGAAACCUCACGAAGGAAUGAGGAAGAUAGAAUCCCUCUGGCCUAUAUCCAGGGUACACUCGCAGAGAUCCAGGUACAUAUACGAUCUCUUCUACAGGAGGCGAGCCAUCUCCAGAGAGUUAUAUGAGUACUGCCUGAAAGAGAGGAUAGCCGACGCCAACCUGAUCGCCAAGUGGAAAAAGAUGGGCUACGAGAAGCUCUUCUGCCUCACUUGCAUUCAAACCCAGAAUACCAGUUUCCUCACGAACUGUAUCUGCAGAGUUCCGAAAUCAAAGCUGGAAGAGGGGAAGCAUAUUCAAUGUGUCAAUUGUGGCUGUCGCGGGUGCUCUGGAUGA
Messenger RNA from Helobdella robusta, 438 nucleotides. RefSeq lists its product as hypothetical. Gene Ontology annotation, biological process: mRNA splicing, via spliceosome. The record is from RefSeq and is a predicted model, not a curated record. NCBI's taxonomy places the organism in Eukaryota, Metazoa, Annelida, Clitellata, Rhynchobdellida, Glossiphoniidae. Bases 1 to 438 code for a protein of 145 amino acids. The transcript has a single exon. Gene Ontology annotation, cellular component: spliceosomal complex; nucleus.